UGCAUUAGGCCAGUUAACUGUGUAUGGUAAUCCUGCCUUGUAGUUAGUACUUCAGCAAAGUAGUUUGGUUUGUAUGGGAUUGCCUCAGAAGGACCAAAGAGCAAUUAGCUACUUGAGGAGGCUCAGUUACUGACAGAGGGAUAUGAUAUCUCAUCAAUGUAGCUGUCAGACAUGAUGGUCACACAGCCACUAACUGAUUGACCAGUUCAGUGUGGUGCUUGAAAGAAACCAUUAUUUUAUGAAAAUAUUGCUGUUAAGAAGACUAGAUUUAUCACAGGCAUCCCACUCAUUCCAGUUGUGCAAGGCCUAAAUGGGAGCACUCGUUUGUUUGCUUGGUUGUUUGAACUUGUUUUAUCCAAACUGGUAUAGAUAAACUGGUAUAAAUAGGACUUUUAGUUGAAACAUACUUUUGCUGUGGAGGUAUGUGAAGGGAGGACUCCUGCAGACACCACUUAGUGGAAGUAGAUUUAAGUGUCCCCUGUAUAUGGGGAUCCCUGCUGUGCUCUGUAAGGUGGUAACAUUUAUACUGUUAGCAUAACAUUCAACAGUGUCAGCAAUGGACUCUGUUAGUAGUGCUUUGCAUCCUUUCAUUUUUUUGUAGCACCUAAUCAUACUGAUGGUUAUAGUAUUAUGUGAGCUUGUUGUGUUUGGUGUUGUAUUUGUUUCAGUUGUUAGGCAGUUGACCCAUAUGUACAUGUAUACUUAAAAAAAGCCUGUUUAUACCAAUUGAGGACACUUUGUUAAACUCUUUGUUAAACCACUUUAUUACAAUUUGAUGGUUUUCGACAGUUGAUUCUGGCAGUUUCCUCUUGAUUAAGAAUUCAAAGCUGCAAAGGUGACCACAUGUGUGGAGGAGCUCUAUAGCAACAUGUUGUAGAUAUGAUUUGCAUGUUGUUGUAGGUCUUUUUUGACCAGGUGCAGGCUGUUGCUCUAGUGGUGCUAUAACUUCUACUGGUAGUUUCAGUAUAUAGUAUUAUACUUUUAGUUCUGGUUACAGAUUGAGAACAAACAUGUUUUUGAAUUCGUUGAAGAACGCAUCAUUAAUUUUGGGAAGUAGCUAUAAUGUCAUUUGACAUCAUUUCUUAUUGGUUCAAGUGUACAACUGCGUGAGCAAACAGUGAAAAACUAUUUGAAUAGGUGGAAGCAAAAGAAAUGGUGUUCUACAUUGGAAGCAUUUACGUAUCUUAAUUACAUUGAAUAGGGAACAUCUAGUAACCAUGUUAGUAAUAGAUGUGCAUUCCUUGAUUCAAGGAUGACCUGGUUAGAGAUUGAUAGUGGUCGAUCUAUCUAAUCAGGUGUUGCCAUUAAUUUGAGUUUAAUGGUGGUUGGUGAAUGUGACAGUAUUAGCAGUAAACUGCUUCUACUUCUUGUGAGUCAGAGCAUUAGGACAUGGCUAUGGUGUUGCAGGACAUGGUGUUUUGCAGUCUGGCUGGCAAACCUUGGUUUCGGACUUUGGUAACUUAUUGUCUUCAUUAUUGUAGUUGAACAUCUUGUAAUGGUCAUUUUAUAGUGUGGAUAUUAAGAGUUCAUAGUAUUGAUAUAUCUUGUUAUAUGAUCAUUAUAUGAAUUAUGCAUUGCAAGACCUUCAGGUGAUGGUUUAUGUUUGUUAUCUGGUUGAACUUGGGCAAAGUCUUUUGGUUUUUAUUUUUGUUAGUUGGGUUAAUUGAUGUUGUGUGAGGGUUUAACAUGUAUAGAGUAGAUGCUGACAGUACACAACCAUCUUGAAACAAGUUGCUGUUUGCUAGUUGUUUUCAAAGGAAUAUGUCAAUCUUUUGCUUGGUCUAUAUUUCUUUGGUUUGGGAGUCAUGGCAGUCUCAUCUCUUCUUCGUCCCUUUGUAAAACCUUGCCUACCGUCUGUGGUGAAGCCUGAGAUCACGUACUGUCUCCAACUGACUGAAAACUACCAUUUGGAGCCUGGAACCACUGGAGGUGGAUCAGCAGGAGCAGGAGAAGGAGAAAACAAAAGUGAAGGAAAGAGCACAGAAGGCUCAGUUGAGAUGGUUCAUUAUAAUUUUGAUCGAGUCGAUCUCAUCUGCCUACUGCUCUCUUUUAUAUUUGGACUGUGGUACAUUCUGAAGAAACAUUGGAUUGCAAACAAUGUAUUUGGACUGUCCUUUGCAAUCAAAGGAAUCGAAAUGCUGUCACUAAACAGUGUCACCAAUGGCUGCAUUCUUCUUGGUGGUCUUUUUCUUUAUGAUGUCUUUUGGGUGUUUGGCACUGAUGUUAUGGUUACUGUGGCCAAGUCUUUUGAUGCUCCCAUCAAAUUUAUAUUUCCCAUGGAUUUUCUUGAGAAGGGCGUAUGGGGAAGCAACUUUGCCUUGUUGGGCCUGGGGGAUGUUGUACUUCCCGGAAUAUUUAUUGCCCUGUUGCUGAGAUUUGAGAAUAGCAAGAGUGUAGGAAGUCGUUUCUACUUCAUAUCCACAUGUGUGGCCUACCUAGCAGGACUGAUACUGACAGUUGUUGUUAUGCAUGUGUUCAAUGCAGCACAGCCUGCAUUGUUGUAUCUUGUUCCUGCUUGUCUGGGUCUGCCUCUCUCAUUGGCAGCAGUCAAAGGAGAUUUAGCCGAACUAUUCAGGUAUGAAGAUUAUCCGUCAGAAGAUAAAGGAAAAGAGCAAGCUGGAACUAAAUAUGACUGAAUUUUUGCUGCGCAGCUAGUUUUUGGGGUAGGAAGUUGGAGGUGUAUGUUGAUAUCAUUAGAUCAACAGUUGGUGAUGCCAUCUGACGGUUAUUUCGUUCCGCAAA
Messenger RNA from Corticium candelabrum, 2742 nucleotides. Its product is annotated as minor histocompatibility antigen H13-like. Gene Ontology annotation, cellular component: cytoplasmic side of endoplasmic reticulum membrane; lumenal side of endoplasmic reticulum membrane; membrane. Bases 1806 to 2636 code for a protein of 276 amino acids. Gene Ontology annotation, biological process: membrane protein proteolysis. NCBI's taxonomy places the organism in Eukaryota, Metazoa, Porifera, Homoscleromorpha, Homosclerophorida, Plakinidae. Gene Ontology annotation, molecular function: aspartic endopeptidase activity, intramembrane cleaving. The transcript has 10 exons. The record is from RefSeq and is a predicted model, not a curated record.